UGUGGUUAUUUAUCCUUGGUGGUUAACACUGUCGGUCAAACCCUCCGGCCUAAUGACAGGUGGUCGGAAACACCGAUCUAUAUAAGCCGCCUCUCACUCUUGACCGAUAUCAGUUCAGCCGAGACAACAGUCGAAACAACUCACUCCAGACAUGAAGGUGUUCAUCGUUGCCGCCGUCCUGGCCGUGGCCGCCGGUGCCCCGGCUCCGGAGAACCCGCCGUCCUACCGCCCGGCCCCGGCCUACAAGCCGGCCCCCUACCACCCGGAGCCCCAGUACAAGGAGGAGCCCAAGCCGUACGCCUUCGAUUACGCCGUCGACGACAAGUACACCGGCACUAAUUUCGCCCAGAAUGAGAAGAGCGACGGCCAUAACGCCGAGGGUUCCUACACCGUGGCUCUGCCCGACGGCCGCACCCAGACCGUCAAGUAUACCGCCGAUCAUACUAACGGAUUCAAUGCCGAGGUCACCUACGAGGGCGAGGCGAACUAUCCCGAGUACCACCCGGCCCCGGCCUACAAGCCCGCUCCUGCCCCCUACAAGCCUGCGCCUAAGUACCAAUAAACGGUGAAUUCGAUUUUUAAUGUUAGGAAUGAGUGCAACAUUAUUUAUUGUCCAAAUGUUCUCGUCCUGCGCUAAAUAAAAUAUGCAAAAA
This is a messenger RNA of Amphibalanus amphitrite, 653 nucleotides long. Its product is annotated as cuticle protein 7-like. The transcript has 2 exons. Gene Ontology annotation, cellular component: extracellular matrix. The coding region runs from base 152 to 562 and encodes 136 amino acids. NCBI's taxonomy places the organism in Eukaryota, Metazoa, Arthropoda, Thecostraca, Balanomorpha, Balanidae. The record is from RefSeq and is a predicted model, not a curated record.